UAUGGACAGGGCUCACUGCUGCGCAAAGGUCAGUGGACCUGAAAAUGGCAAACGCGCAAGAUUGCGUAUUAAGAGGUAUGAUCCCACUUAUUCAUGUUCUUCAGAAACUGGAUACUGAGAGAGAGUCUGUUGAGCCCAAAGAUAUAGUUGAAUUGAUUGGAGAUAGCCUCCGGCUAUUGGCCCAGGGCAACAGGAACAUUAACGGGAACAGGAGGGAGCAGCUCAAAUUUGCCAUUGCCCCGGGAUAUCGACACCUUUGUUCGACAGCCACACCUGUUACGGAGUUUCUUUUCGGAGAUAACCUGCCCUCAACUGUUAAAUCGAUCACAGAGGCCAACAAUGCCAGUUUCAAAAUUUCUAACUCUUCUUCUGCAUUUCGAGAAAAGUGGGGCUCUUCUUCAGUCAGAGGCGGCCUAACCAGAGGCGCCAUCUAUCGAGCUCAAGCUUCUACUAGCAGACGAGUAUCUCCUUACCCCCAGGAUUUACAACGGGAGCACUCUAAUUAUGGAUCACCUCGGGAGUAUUUAAACUUCGGAGGCAGGACACAGACGUCGAGGAAAAAAGGGAGAGGGAAGUCGAGCCAUCGCUAGGCGUGUCUGAUAGCGAAAUGCCUUCAGAAAAUUGUGGAAGACAAAGCUACGGGAAUUCUGAUUGUGCCGUGUUGGAAAACUCAAGCCUGGUUUCCGAAACUUCUGACACUUCUGACAGAGCGUCCUCUGUACUUGAAGAAGCACCAGCGACUAUUAGUACUUCCCUACAGCGAUCAGACUCAUCCCUUGUGUCAGAACCUGAACCUAUUAGCAUGCCGCUUAUCCGGGACUCCCUCAAGGAACAACGUAUUUCUGAGUCAGCUAUCAACAUCAUCAUGCGAUCCUGGAGAGACUCUUCUCAUAAACAAUAUAGGACAUACCUCAAUAAGUGGAGAGUGUUCUGUUUUGAAAGGGAAAUUGAUCCCAUUCGUCCACCUGUAGGAUUAGCAUUAGAUUUUCUUGUAGAGUUAGUUAAUACAGGACUUAGUUUUAGUGCAUUGAACACUGCUCGAUCUGCACUUUCAGCUGUAAUCAUAAUAGACGCUGGUGUACCCUUUGGAGCAUUACCAAUUGUUAAACGAUUUCUUAAAGCUGUGUUCUUGUCUAAACCUUCAUCACCCAGGUAUCAGUGUAUUUGGGAUGUUAAAACUGUGUUGGACUACAUUAGUACAAUGCAUAAAGUGACCCAGCUGUCCCUGAAAGAUCUAUCUUUGAAGUUAAUUAUCCUCAUGGCACUAACAUCAGCUCAACGAGGCCAAACAUUACACUUGUUGAAUAUGUCUAAUUUGCAUAUUGGCAAAGCUUCAUACACUUUCACAAUUAGUAAACAUGUGAAACAGAGUAGACCGGGCGUAAGCCCAAGUGUUGUUAGAUUUUCUGCUUAUCCAGUAAACAGGAAAUUAUGUGUUGUCACUUGUUUGACAGAAUAUUUGAGUAGAACACAAAUCUUGAGAGGGGAGGAGGAUAGUCUCUUCAUUAGCUAUACUAGGCCACAUAAGGCUGUCGGUAGAGAAACCAUUAGUAGAUGGAUUAAGGUCAUGCUGGCCAGAGCAGGCAUUGAUAUUAGUAUUUUCAAAGCUCAUAGUACCAGAGCUGCAGCCACUUCAGCAGCUAAUAGAGCUGCUGUACCUUUAAAUGAUAUUUUAAGUAAGGCAGGCUGGUCUAAUGCUAGUACAUUUGCGCGAUUCUAUAAUAAACCGAUUAUUAACGUGGAUCAUUUUGCUAAUCGGGUAUUGGAUAGUGUAGGGACUAAUAAAUAGUUUUCUUUUCUCACUACAAUUAUUGAGUUGAUGGUGGAGGAUUAUAAUCAUCCUGUGUUUUCUGAGCUUAAUCUUUUCAGAUAAUCAGCACAUUGUGUUCAUUCAUGAAUUCUUCACCUUCAUGGAAUGACUGAUGUACCAUUAUGUUUUUAGGUAUUUGUGUUGUAUCUGGUACUGUAAAAGUAGC
Molecule: messenger RNA, 1976 nt
Organism: Lingula anatina
Lineage: Eukaryota; Metazoa; Brachiopoda; Lingulata; Lingulida; Lingulidae
Source: RefSeq, a predicted model, not a curated record